AUGUCUUUUCAGAUUCCUGAUGUUGUUAAAGGUGCCGUGGAUGUCGAUCCCUGGUUAGAACCAUUUGCCAACGAAUUGGCUAAUAGACGAUACAAUUCUCUAAACUGGAUUAAAACAUUUGAUGAAAAUGAAAAUGGUUUGCUAAAUUUUGCUUCUUCUUACAAGCAUUAUGGAUUGCAACCUAACCCACAAGAUCUUUCAAUCACCUACAAAGAAUGGGCUCCCAAUGCUGUGAAGGCUGCAAUCAUUGGCGAUUUCAACAAUUGGGAUGAAAAUUCAAAUGUGAUGCAAAAAGAUGACUAUGGAAACUUCAAUAUAACCCUAUAUCCUUCACCUAACAAUCCAAAUGAUUACUUAAUUCCUCAUGACUCAGAAAUUAAAAUCAGAUUAUGGUUAUCCAACGGUGAAAAACUCGAUAGAUUACCUGCCUGGAUCACCAGAGCGACUCAACCGGCUAUCGAUCUUUCUAAGGUCAUUGAUAAAUCCAAAGUCGAUUCAAGCUAUAAAGCAAGAUUCUGGAAUCCCAAGAGUCCUUAUGUUUUCAAACAUCCAAGACCAAAAUUAGAAUCAAAUGAUGGCUUGAAAAUCUACGAAUGUCACAUUGGUAUCUCGACUCCUGAUCCUGUUGUUGGUACUUAUAAACAAUUUACUCAAAACAUUUUACCUAAAAUCAAAGAUCUAGGCUACAAUACCAUUCAAUUGAUGGCAAUCAUGGAACAUGCUUACUAUGCUUCUUUUGGUUAUCAAGUUACUAAUUUCUUUGCUAUUUCUUCAAGGUUUGGUACUCCAGAAGAUUUGAAAGAAUUAAUUGACACUGCUCACUCUUUGGGUAUUGUUGUGUUAUUGGACAUUGUUCACUCUCAUACAUCCAAAAAUGUUCUCGAUGGUUUAAAUAACUUUGAUGGAACUGACUACCAAUACUUUCACUCGGGUGGUAAAGGUAACCAUGAUUUGUGGGAUUCAAAGUUAUUCAAUUACGGCAAAUAUGAAGUUCUAAGAUUCUUGCUAUCAAAUUUAAAAUUUUAUUUGGACGUUUAUAAAUUUGAUGGUUUUAGAUUCGAUGGUGUGACUAGUAUGCUAUAUUUGCAUCAUGGUAUCGGUGCAGGUGGUGCAUUCAGUGGUAAUUAUAAUGAGUAUUUGAAUGAAAACGCCCAAGUUGAUAAAGAAGCCAUAACUUAUUUAAUGCUAGCCAAUCAAUUAGUUCACCAAUGUGGUCGACUUGAAGACAGAAAUUUCAUAACAAUUGCUGAAGAUGUGUCUGGCUAUCCAACUUUGUGUUUAUCCGCUGAUAAAGGUGGUGUUGAUUUUGAUUACAGACUAUCAAUGGCCAUUCCAGAUAUGUGGAUCAAAAUCUUGAAACAUUUAAGUGACAGUGACUGGAACAUGGGAAACAUUAUCCACACCUUAACCAAUAGAAGAUAUGGAGAAAAUUGCAUAGCUUAUUGUGAAAGUCAUGACCAAGCUUUAGUCGGCGAUAAAACCAUUGCAUUUUGGCUAAUGGAUGCUGCUAUGUACACUGAUAUGACUAUUUUGAAACCUUUGUCUCCAAUCAUUGAUCGGGGAAUGUCUUUGCACAAAUUGAUCAGACUAUUGACCCAUGCUUUGGGUGGUGAAGGGUACUUGAAUUUCGAAGGGAAUGAAUUUGGACAUCCUGAAUGGUUAGAUUUCCCCAGAGAAGGCAACAACGACUCAUACCACUAUGCCAGAAGACAGUUUAAUUUGAUCAGUGAUGAUCUAUUGCGCUACAAGCAGCUUUACAACUUUGACAGGGCAAUGCAACACCUCGAAGCCAAAUAUCAUUGGUUGAAGGCGCCCCAAGCAUAUGUUUCGUUGAAACACGAGGUGGACAAAGUGAUUGUUUUUGAACGAGCCAACUUGUUGUUCAUAUUCAAUUUCCACCCAACCAUCAGCUUUACCGACUACAGAGUAGGGGUUGAAAAAGGUGGAGUGUACAAGGUGGUGUUGAACUCAGACAGAAAAGAAGAGUUUGGUGGACACGACAGAAUCGACGAGGCGGCAAGCAGAUACUUCACCACAGACCUCAGAUGGAACAACAGAUCCAACUACAUCCAGGUGUACAUCCCCAACAGAACAGUGUUGGUGCUUGCGUUGGAAGAGUGA
This is a messenger RNA of Ascoidea rubescens DSM 1968, 2121 nucleotides long. It is a transcript of the gene GLC3, whose product is annotated as 1,4-alpha-glucan branching enzyme. Gene Ontology annotation, cellular component: cytoplasm. Lineage: Eukaryota; Fungi; Ascomycota; Saccharomycetes; Ascoideales; Ascoideaceae. Gene Ontology annotation, molecular function: 1,4-alpha-glucan branching enzyme activity; cation binding; hydrolase activity, hydrolyzing O-glycosyl compounds. Gene Ontology annotation, biological process: glycogen biosynthetic process. The transcript has a single exon. The record is from RefSeq and is a predicted model, not a curated record. The coding region runs from base 1 to 2121 and encodes 706 amino acids.